AUGGUCAGUUUGACGCUUGAAGAUGGCCGAACGGGUCACGUACAAUUCAACAGUCAGGGCGAUCGAGUGGGCUCCGUCUAUGACAUCGUCAAUGCCCAGAUACCCGUCGGUAACCAGGCUCAUUGUCGUACUCGGUCCUGCACGCCUUCCCUUGUUCCUGUCGGCACCUAUGGAUUUCCUCAAGUUAGCGCCGUCGCCUUUUCGCUGAUAAAUUUAGCUUGAAGAGAAGUGUCCUGUGCUGGUAAUUGUCUCUGCAUCCUUGGCGUUUUUACAGAAACUCGAAGAUCCUGGUCCCUCGCGCGGACAGACUGCCCACCUCUCAAUUGACGUUGCUCGAAUCCAAUGGCCGGGCAAUUAUCGCUUGACGGCAGUACGAAAAAUCUGCCUAAAAUAUGGCAAACGCGGUGAGUGUGUGGAGCACGUUGAACGUGAGGUCGCUGUGGCACCGCCGAGUUUCAAGAGGAAAACUCACCUGAAGGUCAGCCUUUUUGGACUUUCGUGUGAAUAUACUUUCAUUUAUUCCAACAUUAUAUCCCCUACCGCUUGUUACAAGUAGCUCUUAUAUUUUACCAUGUUUAUUUUAGGUAGUUACCAUCCAAAGCACCCCUUUUGUCAAUCAUGUUCUGAAGCUACCGGGAAUGAGUUGCAACUCCAGCGACCGACCUGACGUCCUGAAGGCCCAAGUAGACUGCAGCCACACAAAUACCACCACCGGUUUGUAUAAUAUAUCAGUUUAA
Messenger RNA from Spirometra erinaceieuropaei, 737 nucleotides. The record is from the annotation of a GenBank genome assembly. NCBI's taxonomy places the organism in Eukaryota, Metazoa, Platyhelminthes, Cestoda, Diphyllobothriidea, Diphyllobothriidae.